Messenger RNA from Mycena indigotica, 1119 nucleotides. RefSeq names its product Transcription initiation factor IIF subunit beta. Bases 13 to 1119 code for a protein of 368 amino acids. The record is from RefSeq and is a predicted model, not a curated record. NCBI's taxonomy places the organism in Eukaryota, Fungi, Basidiomycota, Agaricomycetes, Agaricales, Mycenaceae. Gene Ontology annotation, cellular component: transcription factor TFIIF complex. The transcript has 4 exons. Gene Ontology annotation, biological process: transcription by RNA polymerase II; transcription initiation at RNA polymerase II promoter.
UGUCUUUCCUCAAUGGACGUUGAAGAGCGCGAUGAAAAGAAAGCCUUUGAAGAUGCUCCGGACGACCAAAUGCCUGACCCAGACGAGACCUUGAUGCUAGACCAAGGUCAUGGCAGGGUCUGGCUCGUCAAAAUUCCAAAAUUCCUCCUUGAACGUUGGGCUGCAGUCAAUGCAGAAGAUAUCCAUCUCGCCUCGAUCCGCGUCUACACCUACCCUGAUGGACGUCAUCGCAUGUUUUUGUUCCUACCCCCCAACAUCGACCCCAACUCGAAGCAAGCAAUCUCAGCUCCACAAAGACCCAACUACCCUCAAUUUGCCCACACGACUUCAUAUUCUAUUGAUGGUGGUGCAGAACCCGAUUGCUAUGAACUCGACAUGGUCAACGACAACGUUGAAAAUCAGGUUGUCAUCGCAGAACGCCCGAAAGACUCUAGUCUCAGCAUAUCAAGCUCAACGGCAGCUACUACGGCCAACACACGAGCACGGACUACUAUUCUGACAGGACGCAUAAAACACGACUGUAAUUUGCGCCCAGCACUCUCUUCUAGUUAUCGUCGGCAGAUGCGUGACCGUCAUAUCAAGUAUAAUACGCCUCAACGACAGAUUAUGCGUAUCGAGGAUGCGGGGGUUGCGGGUGGUCGUGGUGGCAUCAACCAAAUGACGAGUGGUGUUGGCGUUAACGCUGGCGGUGGCUUCAGGGAACUAGUGAAAACCAAACAAAAACCGGCUAAAGGUCAAUUUGAACGCAUGGCGCGUAUUCCCCGGAACCAGCUGUUGGACCUUAUUUUCGGGCUAUUUCGGGAACAGCCUCAUUGGGGAAUCAAGCCAUUGCGCGAACGAACCCAGCAACCAGAGGCAUAUCUCAAAGAAGUCUUGUCGGAAGUCGCAUUCCUCAAUCGGGCUGGCGAGUAUGCUUCUAUGUGGGAGCUGAAAGACACAUUCAAAGAUAAUUCUGUACGUGGCUUGCCCUAUUUAGAACCAGUGGUGACCUUGGAAUGCCAGCAAAACCUGCCAGAGUUACCGAGGGCUGCUGGGCUGAUAUCAUUCAAUGAUGUGAAGAUGGAGGAGGGAGUUGAGGAGGAGGAUGACGAGGAUGAAGAUAUGGAGGAAGUAAACUGA